AUGGUCGUGUUUAGUGAUGCUAUUACUCUCGUUGGCCUGCUCUCGCUGGCCUCUUUAUCCUAUCGCUUCUUCUCGACCGUCUGGUUGUACCUUCUCAGACCGAGCACCGUGCACCACUAUCUCCAUGGCCCUUCGCCAUACGCACUCGUCACCGGUGCCUCAGACGGUAUCGGGAAAGCCACGGCCCUGGAGCUCUCUAGGAAGGGAUUCAAUUUGAUCCUUCACGGCCGUAAUGAAGAGAAGGUCAAGAAGGUCGCUUCGGAGAUUCGCGCACAAGGAUCUCGCGAUGUCCGCUACUUCAUUGCGGAUGCAGCGCAGGGCGGGCACAACUUUGCGAACCUCGUGCAGCCGUACAAGGAUCUGAACAUCACGCUUCUCAUCAACAACGUCGGUGGGACUCAUAUGCAUGGCGAGAGGAUUGAUGGCGUACCCGAGUCACAUCUUCAGGACACAGUCAACUGGUCCGAUAUGUUUGGGCUCUUCCUCACUCGUGCCCUCCUGCCACAACUCCGCCAGUCUGCCACGCAUGGCCCGGUCAUGGUCCAGUUCGUUGGGUCCAUAACAGCGGACAUUUUCCCACCCCGCCUCGCUGUCUAUGCUGCUUCUAAAGCAUUCCUACGAACCCUCUCACGCAGCCUGGAAAACGACGAGAAGGUAUGGGGCACUCCGACGGGGGUGAAGUUCGCAUACCUCACCGUGGGGGAGGUGCAAACGAACGGGCAGCCUUGCGAGGAGACCAUCAUGUCCCCCAGUGCCGAUACCUUCGCGAAGGCACUCGUUGCGAAAGUUGGGUGCGGCCAGAAGGCAUAUGCUCCCUACAUGCCGCAUGCGUUAGGACAGUGGGUCCUGAGCAUUUUGCCGGAAGGAAUUGCGGAUUCGUUCGUUGCAGAUAGCAUGACCAGGGCCCUCGCUCUGCACAAGAAGUCCAUCUAG
Molecule: messenger RNA, 933 nt
Organism: Postia placenta MAD-698-R-SB12
Lineage: Eukaryota; Fungi; Basidiomycota; Agaricomycetes; Polyporales; Adustoporiaceae
Exons: 2
Coding region: 1-933 (310 amino acids)
Cellular component (GO): endoplasmic reticulum
Molecular function (GO): oxidoreductase activity
Source: RefSeq, a predicted model, not a curated record